Aspergillus affinis is the source of this 798-nucleotide messenger RNA. RefSeq lists its product as uncharacterized. The transcript has 2 exons. The record is from RefSeq and is a predicted model, not a curated record. NCBI's taxonomy places the organism in Eukaryota, Fungi, Ascomycota, Eurotiomycetes, Eurotiales, Aspergillaceae. Bases 1 to 798 code for a protein of 265 amino acids.
AUGUAUUACGACGAUGCUGCCUGGGAAAAAAGCGAGGUCGCCGAUGCCUGGGUACGCCAAUUCCUCGAGCCCGAAAUCUUGAGGCCGGUCGGGGGCUUUCUGGUCCGCCACCACAGUCCCCAUGACCCGGAGGAGUUUACCAUUCUAGAGAAGGGCGCCUUCAACAUUUCUCUGCGGAUGGAGUACGAAAACGGCUGCUCUGCCGUGAUCCGAUUUCCCCAACCUGGCGCUGCUAUAGUUCCUUUCGUUCUCCACUGGGGCGCUAAAUCGGAGAGUCCUUUGAAUCUGAGCCCAUUUGUGAUUAUGGAAUAUAUUGACCACCACACGACCAUGUACGAUGCUCUCAACACGCCCGACUGCCCGACAGCAGUGCGUGGAGUCCUCGACCCCAAUCUUAGCGAGGUUGGGCUGGAUGCCCUCUACGGAGAACUUGCAAGUGUUCUUCUUCAACUUUCUGUGCUUUUCAUGCCUCACAUAGGGUGUUUGGAUCAAAAAGAUGACUUCACGUGGGAAGUCACGCUGCGACCUCUGUCGAUGCCAAUGAAUGAACUCAUCCGAUUGGGAUCUCUGCCUCGAUCGAAAUUACCGUUCACAACAUUCGACACGGCAUCCUCCUACUUUGAGGCCCUUGCACAGCUACAUAUUUCCCAUCUGGUCAAUCAAAGAAACGAUGCCGUGGACUCGGCCGAUGACUGUCGGCGCAAGUUCGUUGCUAGGAGCCUGUUCCUAAAACUCGCUCAAUCUCACAGGCUCACGGGCAAAUGGUCGUGUUUUGAGAAUGGCCCAUUAUUGGGUUAA